AUGGAGGCGCAGCUGAAGAAUGUUCUCCAGACAUCCGUCCUCACCCCAUGUGGACACAUACAGGGCGGGUGUAUCAGCGAGGCGUGGAAGUAUGAGACCGACCGGGGCCGAGUGUUUGUAAAGUGGAAUCAAAGAGAUCAGGCUAUGACAAUGUUCAGAGGGGAAAUUGCAAGUUUAGCGGCAAUAAGGAGAACAUGUACUGUGCGUGUACCCACUCCCAUCACGUUGGCCGAGCUCCCAGCAGGAGGCGCUCUUCUUAUUAUGAAAUGUCUGGAGCUCCGACCUAUCUGCAGAUUUGCUGGAAAACUGGGGGAGCAGCUGGCGGAUCUACACGUCCAUAAUAUGAGAAUGAAAAUGCAGCAAAACUGCGGGACUAUAGGUGAGCGGACAUGGAGACAAUGUCCGGACGGUCUGCGGCCCGUGGAUAAGUUCGGGUUUCACACUACGACCUGUUGCGGAUACAUCCCACAGGAGAACGAGUGGCAGGAGGACUGGGCGACCUUCUUUGUGUCUCAGCGUCUGCAGCCGCAAGUCCAGUUGAUCGAGAAGGACUAUGGGGACCGGACUCUUCUGGGACUGUGGUCUGAGCUGCAGAUGAAGGCCCAUAAAGCCUUCAGAGAUACUGUCCUCGUUCCCUCUCUCUUACACGGGGACCUAUGGGAGGCCAACGUUGCGGAGGAUGACCAGGGCCCGGUUCUCUUUGACCCCGCCUCCUUCUAUGGACACUCUGAGUUUGACUUGUCGGUGGGUGAGAUGUUUGGAGAGCACUGUGAGGACUUCUACCAGGCGUACCACAGGAGGAUCCCCAGGUCUCCCGGCUUCGCCCUCCGGCGCCUCCUCUACCAGCUCUUCCACUCCCUGAAUAACUGGAACCACUUUGGCGCGGUGUUCAGGAGACGCACCCUGGACCUGGCCAGAACCCUCCUCCAGAUCUUGUGAGGUCAGACGAUGGCGGACGGAUCUACAUGACAGUCAUGGCUUGUCCCCGA
This is a messenger RNA of Hyla sarda, 989 nucleotides long. RefSeq names its product fructosamine-3-kinase-like. The record is from RefSeq and is a predicted model, not a curated record. The coding region runs from base 1 to 939 and encodes 312 amino acids. NCBI's taxonomy places the organism in Eukaryota, Metazoa, Chordata, Amphibia, Anura, Hylidae. The transcript has 6 exons.